This is a messenger RNA of Filobasidium floriforme, 1438 nucleotides long. RefSeq names its product formyl transferase. Gene Ontology annotation, biological process: conversion of methionyl-tRNA to N-formyl-methionyl-tRNA; biosynthetic process. Gene Ontology annotation, cellular component: mitochondrion. The record is from RefSeq and is a predicted model, not a curated record. The coding region runs from base 31 to 1242 and encodes 403 amino acids. NCBI's taxonomy places the organism in Eukaryota, Fungi, Basidiomycota, Tremellomycetes, Filobasidiales, Filobasidiaceae. Gene Ontology annotation, molecular function: methionyl-tRNA formyltransferase activity. The transcript is spliced from 6 exons.
AUCGCCUCGCCAUAGACUUCUACAACAAGCAUGCGCACGACUCGACACCUCCUCUCAUCAGCUCGUAGCAAAGAUGCACUAUCACUGCUCUUCCUAGGCGGAGAUGCCUUUUCCAUCGGCGUCCUGGAACCUCUUCUCGCUAGCAAACAGGGACUGUGGAAAGACCUGUUAAUCGUCACCUCGGGAGAAAAGCAGGUGGGGAGAGGUUCAAGGGGAACAAGACGGAUAGUUCCUCCUCUGUUGACUUAUGCGGAAGAGCAAGGUUUGGGCACAAGUACUCUGCCUCCGACGGGGUUCAAGGAUUGGCAGAUUCCCGAAGGAUUCCUCCCACCAGCAUCAAACAGCAACCCACCAAAUCCACCUCCUUUACUUUCAACCCCAAACCCAAGCCCAAGCCCGAUCCUGAUCACAGCCUCAUUCGGCCAUAUCAUCCCCACCCCCUUCCUCAAAACCUAUUUCCGAGAACCUUACUCCCGGCUUAACGUACAUCCUUCGCUCUUGCCGGAAUACAGAGGAGCCGCCCCGAUCCAAUGGUCCAUCGCUGACAGUUGGAAGGUCCGGAGAGGUAGGACGGGGGUCACUGUGCAGAGUUUGGAGUUGGGGAGGGGGAAGGUGGAUUGUGGGGAUGUUUGGGCGCAAGAGGGGGGGGUGGAGAUCGACGAGCGUUCGACGUACAACAGUUUAUUACCGACCUUGGCUAAAAGAGGCGGAGAACUGCUCGUAUCCACCCUCCAACGAAUACGUGAUGGAACUGCGAGCUGUUAUCCACAACCAUCAUCACAAGGCGAAACAUUUCGGAAAGCCGGCAAGAUCAGCCCAACUACGGCCCGGGUGGACUUCCAGACACAGAGCGCGAUGGAGGUCGAAGCGCGGCAUCGAGCGUUUGGGUUUCAGGAACCGAUAUGGACGACGGUCCAGGGAAACCCGAUCCAGCUGCUCGAAUGCGGGUUGAGCGAUCUCAAGCCGGGUUCUUCAGAGACCGGCUCACAAUUGCGAUCGUUACGUCCGGGACAAGCUCGGUAUGAUCGUCCGAACAAUCGGCUGCUCGUCCGAUGCGCAUACGAAAACAAUCCGCAUUCGUCUUCAUAUACGCAUUCGCAAGAAGAGGAUGAUGAGAUGGUGACGGUGCUCCUCGAGGUCAAGAGGGUGAGGCAGGCGGGGAAGAAGGAGAUGGGAGUGAGGGAUUGGUGGAACGGCUUGAGGGGGGUGGGGAAGGGUAUGGUCGUGGAUCUCGGUACAUGAGGUGUUACGACUUCGUCAGGCGGUUCGUCUUGAUCAUACGGUCUCGGGAUGCCAAGAGUCAUCUAGCCGAUUUGUCCGUCUGUAUCACUUCGGCUCAUGAUUAGCAUUGUCGAGUUUGUAACAUGUAUCAAGACGUCAAGUGAAUCUGGUCUCGACGUCUCGAUCACGUGAAACCGUCGUCCUUCUAGACUCCCAC